Molecule: messenger RNA, 2337 nt
Organism: Leptopilina heterotoma
Lineage: Eukaryota; Metazoa; Arthropoda; Insecta; Hymenoptera; Figitidae
Gene: Fbxo42
Product: F-box only protein 42-like
Exons: 6
Coding region: 259-1848 (529 amino acids)
Molecular function (GO): protein binding
Source: RefSeq, a predicted model, not a curated record
CCGUCGAAAUAUGUCAAAUUCAUUGUUUAAAGUGAAAAACUAUUUUUAAACUUGUUAUUACAGUGAAUAGGUGUAUAUUUAAUUUCUCAGUGAGUAAACGAUAUUAGAGAAUAUACUUGAGGUGAAAAUUAAGUGUUUAUAUGAAGUAUAUUAAAAAAUUGGGAUUUUACAAGAAAUGGAUGUUGAUAUCAUUUACUUUAGAGUCUGUUGAGUGAAAUUUGAGUCUUAAGUGUUAUAUAUUCAAAAGUUUUUUUCAAAAUGCAAUGUAAAAUCGACGAUCUUCCAGAUGAAAUUUUAGAAUAUAUUUUGAGUUUGAUACCACCUUAUAAGGAUUUACAGGAAUGUAUGUUUGUAUCUAAACGAUGGUAUCGGGCAACUAAAAAUGUUAUCGAACAUAGUGAGACACAUUUUCAAAAAUCUGUUUCUUACGGUUCAUUAUUUUGGAAUUCUGUAUCGCCAUCUCAUUGUCCAAUAAUAUCCAAGAGACAUUCACAUUCGGCUUGUACGUAUGAGAAUUCGAUGUAUAUUUUUGGCGGCUGUACAGCAACGUGCACGACUUUCAACGAUUUAUGGAAAUUGAAUUUGGACACUCGAAAAUGGGUGAGACCGAUUACUAUGGGAAGUUAUCCGUCACCGAAGGCUUGUGCCACUAUGUUACAUUACAAGAAGAAAUUUAUUCUUUUUGGAGGCUGGUCUCAUCCUUCUCCAUAUCCCGUUCAUCAGCAAUGGAAAUUAUUUAAUGAAUUACAUGUCUAUUCGAUCGAAUCCAAUCGCUGGAGUGCUGUUUGCUCUUUGGAAAGUCCGCCACCAACUUCGGCACAUUCGGCGACAAUUCAUGGGAAUUUAAUGGUUGUUUUCGGUGGCGUUUGCAAUGGUUAUAGUGGCGAUCUUUAUCCCAGUUCGAAUGACAUUUGGUGUUUGAAUUUAGAUACUUACUGUUGGCACAAGCAAGCGACAUUUAAUCCAAAACCGCAAGCACGUUACGGACAAUCACAAAUUGAACUCGACGAAAAGCAUCUUCUUAUUCUUGGUGGAUGUAUUGGACCUAAUUCCCCAAUGGAAGACGCGUGGCUGUUGACAAUGGAAGAUCCAAUUUGGACAUGGAAAAAAAUAAAUAUGCGAAACACCGAAUGGGCUCCGUCUCGUGUUUGGUGUCAUCAAGCUUGCAAAGUAGGAAAUUAUAUAAUUGUUUUGAGUAAAAGUAAACGUCCCUCACAACCCAACGAAAUGAGUAUACCUCAAAAAAAUGUUGCCUGCCAACCGCCUCAACCUUCCGAGGUUACUUCGAAUGAAAGGCGAAGAAGUGCACCGCAAGAAGUAGAUCGUGACGAAAAUGUAAACGGACGUCAUGGAAUAUUUUCGAGAUUAACAACAGAACGUAAUGGACAUUUAAAUCCAACAAAUCCCACAUUACCAAAGAGAAUGUCAUUUUAUAAUGACAGUAAUUUGAGUAUGGCUGCAUUUCGUGGCGAAAUAGUGAGGGCAAAUUCCAAAGCAAAUCGUCAACGACAAUUGGAAUCGUUGCGUCGUAUGGAGGAGAGAAUACAAAGUCGUAAAGUUCAAACGAAAGCGGUAAAAAAAACUGAGAAUACUUUAUCGAUAUUUAUUCUUGACAUCACAAAUGUUUUGUGUGACGAUUGCACGGCAUCGUGGAUGCCAUUAAAGCAAAAUGGACAAUCGGGUCCUGAUGAAAGAAUACUUUAUUCCCUUGCACUUGGACGUGGUGAAUUAAUUGUUUUUGGUGGCAUACGUAAGGAAAGGACGACAAUACAAGGUCUACCAGAUAUUGACGAUUCGGAAGUUUAUAAUGAUCUUUAUUUUAUAAAUCCACCUCGUUAUGUGAUAUAAUAUCUAAUUAUUAUUCUAAAAAAACAACAAAUCAUCAUGUGAGACUGCUUUUCUAGUUAUUUAAGUACAUUUGCUCUUCUCUAGUAUUCUCAAGAGGUGAAAUGCUCAUUUACGUAAUAUUUGAAAAUGAAAUUGUAAUUAUUCAAUACAUUCGACUUCUCAAUGCUGCCUUUUUGUACUAUAAGAAUAUUUCUUUAUAAUUGAGAAAAAAGCAAUGAAAUCAAGAAGUGAAUUUCUUUUCAAUGAACACAAAUUAAAUUAAAUAUAAAUGUGAAUCUGAGUGUAUGGAAAAAAGACACUUUUACAUCUUUCAAUUGACUGUUUUUAAAUAAAAUUGUGAAUUAUUUGUUUUACACAAAAAUUAAAUAAUUGUGUGAAACUAUAUAUAUAUAUAUUAUAUAUAAAAGUUGAUAUGUGGAAGUGUGUUGUAAAUAAGUUCAAAUGUGAUUUUAUAUUGUAUAAAAUAUACAUUGAGAAUUAAAUUCUUUA